AUGGCAACGCAAACCGCGACUGCGACUGAGUUGCAGACAUUCGAACCUGCCUCGUCAACACCAGUCCUCUUACUGCGGAAAAGCCAUGACGCGCCAUCCAAUUUCCAGCAACCCUCCGGCAGGCUAACGACCACCGACUCGGAAGAAGAAGCAGCGAUAACCGCCCCCGUCCAGCUAUCCAAAACCCGAGCCGGCAUCGUCAUCGCCCAAGUCUGCGGCCAGCUCUUCUUCAGCAGCUUCUGCAACGGCAUCAUCGUCGUCGCCCUGCCCGCCAUGCAGCACAACCUAAACCUGGACGAAGGUCUACUCGUCUGGCCUAGCUCCAGUUACUUCCUCACGGCCGGAUCGUGUCUCCUGCUCGCCGGGUCCGUCGCUGACGUCGUCGGAAAUAAGCGCGUGAACCUGACGGGCUCGUUCUUCAGCGCCAUAUUCGCCAUGGCUUGCGGGUUGGCGCAGACUGGGGGCCAAAUGAUUGCGUUUCGGGCUCUUCAGGGUGUGGCGUAUGCUGUCAUCACUCCGUCGUCCAUCUCCAUCAUCUCGAACAAUAUGGAGGAGGGCAGGCCGCGCAACAUGGGAUUCGCGUGCAUGGGCUUCUCUCAACCUCUUGGAUUCUUGUUUGGGCUGGUACUGGGUGGUGUAUUUACUGAUAAUGUCGGAUGGCGACCGGCAUUCUACCUGGCUGCGGCUGCGAGUGCGGCUCUGUUCUUGGUUGCCAUCUGGGCAUUGCCGCGCGACCUUCAGCCAAGGAAUGAACAGUCUAUUUGGAAGCGACUUGCCAAGGAUAUUGAUACUGUGGGAGUAUUCCUGGUCAGCACCGGUCUGGCAACGUUGUCAUACGUUUUGGCGUCAUUAUCAGCCGAUAUCAACAACAUCCAUAAACCAUCUAGCAUCGCACUUCUGGCAAUAGCCGGCUGCUCUAUUCCAUCAUUCAUCGGAUGGAUGCACCACCGUGUGAAGAACAACCAGACGGCCCUCAUCCCCAACUCGCUCUGGGGCAGUUACGUCUUCACAAGCUGCUGUGUCAUGGUGCUUCUUACCAACGCUCUCACCAACUGCAUGGAGCUGUACAGCAGUCUGUUCUUCCAGCAGGUCCAGGGUUUGUCGGCCACGGUGGCAUCAGUCCAAGUCGUCCCGUCUCUCGCCGCUGGGGCCCUUACGAGCAUCGCAACUGGCAUCUUUGUUCACCGCAUGCCCGUCUUGUGGAUGCUGUUGAUUUCAUCGGCAAUGAGCACAGUUGCACCACUUCUCAUGGCUCUCAUUCGGACUAACCAAGUGUAUUGGGAGAACGCCUUCUUCGCACAGAUCCUCACCCCCAUCAGCUGCGACAUUCUUUUCACAGUAGGCCUCCUCAUCGUCUCCGACGUCUUCCCCAAACGCAUGCAGGCCCUCAGCGGCGCCGUAUUCAACACAUGCGCCCAGCUCGGCACCGCCCUCGGACUCAGCGUGGCCCAGGUCAUUGCCUCGUCUGUGAACAAUGCCUCUUCGUACGCUGACAAGUCGUCGCCUGAUGCCCUUAUGGUGGGCUACAGGGUUGCCUUCUGGGCCAUGUUUGGCUGGAUGAUGUUUGUCUGUCUCGUAUGCGUGUUUGGGAUGCGCCGGGUGGGUGUUAUUGGUGUGAAGCGGGAUUAA
Messenger RNA from Colletotrichum phormii, 1629 nucleotides. Its product is annotated as major facilitator superfamily domain-containing protein. Gene Ontology annotation, cellular component: membrane. Gene Ontology annotation, biological process: transmembrane transport. Gene Ontology annotation, molecular function: transmembrane transporter activity. NCBI's taxonomy places the organism in Eukaryota, Fungi, Ascomycota, Sordariomycetes, Glomerellales, Glomerellaceae. The transcript is spliced from 4 exons. The record is from RefSeq and is a predicted model, not a curated record. Bases 1 to 1629 code for a protein of 542 amino acids.